Penicillium oxalicum is the source of this 3246-nucleotide messenger RNA. Its product is annotated as ATP-dependent RNA helicase MTR4. Gene Ontology annotation, cellular component: nucleus. NCBI's taxonomy places the organism in Eukaryota, Fungi, Ascomycota, Eurotiomycetes, Eurotiales, Aspergillaceae. The transcript has 3 exons. Gene Ontology annotation, molecular function: ATP binding; RNA binding; RNA helicase activity. Gene Ontology annotation, biological process: maturation of 5.8S rRNA; RNA catabolic process. The record is from RefSeq and is a predicted model, not a curated record. The coding region runs from base 1 to 3246 and encodes 1081 amino acids.
AUGGACGAGCUUUUCGACGUGUUCGAUGACCCGCCCCAGGCUGGUGCGCCUUUGGGUGGACUUCCAAAGCGCAUCAGGAAGGAUAAAAAGGACAAGAACAAAAAGCGUGCAGCCAACGGUGAUGUCAAGCAAAACGGAGACACGACGGAACCCAUGGAGGACGUGAGCAUGUCUGAACCGUCUGCUGUCGAGAAUGCACCUCAAGCACCUGCGUCGCCUCCUGCCGACAAGGAACAGCCCGAUACCAAACGUCUUCGUCUUGAUGAAGCGCCGCAGCCCGUCGUAGCCGACUCCUUCGAAACGGAACAAGAGCAGGAAAUCGCCGCCUCCGCUGGCCUUCAAGGUAGCCAAGAUGCGACUUCGAUCAAGGUGUCCCACCAAGUGCGCCAUCAAGUGGCGAUUCCACCAGACUACCCAUACGUGCCUCUUUCACAACACAAGCCGCCAGCGGAACCGGCGAAAAAAUGGUCCUUCACACUCGAUCCAUUCCAGCAGCUUGCUGUCAGCGCAAUUCAGCGUGAGGAGAGUGUGUUGGUUUCAGCACAUACCAGUGCCGGUAAGACGGUUGUCGCAGAAUACGCGAUUGCGCAAAGCUUGAAAAAGAACCAGCGAGUCAUUUACACCAGUCCGAUCAAGGCCCUGAGCAACCAAAAAUAUCGUGAAUUUGCGGCCGAAUUUGGUGACGUGGGUCUCAUGACGGGUGAUGUUACCAUCAAUCCAACGGCUACAUGUCUCGUCAUGACAACCGAAAUUCUGCGAUCAAUGUUGUAUCGAGGAUCAGAGAUUAUGCGUGAAGUUGGAUGGGUCAUCUUCGACGAGAUUCACUACAUGCGUGACUUGAAUCGUGGAGUCGUCUGGGAAGAGACCAUUAUUCUCCUUCCUGACAAGGUCCGAUAUGUUUUCCUUUCGGCAACAAUCCCCAACGCCAUGCAAUUUGCCGAAUGGGUUGUUAAAAUGCACAAUCAGCCAUGUCACGUCGUCUACACCAAUUACCGUCCCACUCCCCUCCAACACUACUUCCAUCCGGCUGGUGCCGACGGCAUCCAUCUUGUUGUUGACGAGAAUGGCGUCUUCCGCGAAGAAAAUUUCCAGAACGCCAUGAGCUCUAUCGCUGACAAAAAGGGCGACGACCCCGCCAAUGCCUUGGCCAAACGAAAGGGAAAAGGCAAAGACAAAUCAAUCAAUAAGGGUGGAGAGAAGGGACCUUCUGAUAUUUUCAAGAUUGUACGAAUGAUCAUAAUGAAGAAGCUCAAUCCAGUCAUUGUCUUCAGCUUCAGCAAGAGAGAAUGCGAGAGCGGCGCUCUCCAAUUGAAGAACAUGGCCUUCAACGAUGACUCCGAGAAGGAAAUGGUACAAAAGGUCUUCGACAGUGCUAUGGAAAUGUUGUCGCCAGAAGAUCGAAUGUUACCUCAGAUCGGCAACCUCCUGCCCCUGCUUCGCAGAGGCGUCGGCGUCCAUCACUCCGGUCUGCUUCCAAUUCUCAAAGAAACGAUCGAGAUCCUUUUCCAAGAAGGUCUCAUUAAGGUUUUGUUUGCUACGGAGACGUUCUCGAUCGGUCUGAACAUGCCUGCAAAGACUGUGGUCUUCACAAGCGUUCGCAAGUUCGACGGCACCAGUCAACGCUGGGUAACCCCAUCAGAAUUCAUCCAGAUGUCAGGGCGCGCGGGUCGUCGAGGUCUCGACGAUCGAGGUAUUGUCAUUAUGAUGGUUGGCGAAGAGAUGGACCCGGCGGUUGCGAAGGAAAUCGUUCGUGGUGAGCAAGACCGGUUGAACUCGGCCUUCCAUCUUGGAUACAACAUGAUUCUCAAUCUCAUGAGAGUGGAAGGCAUUUCUCCUGAGUUCAUGCUUGAAAGAUGCUUCAAGCAAUUCCAGAACACAGGAGACGUUGCUUCUUUAGAGGCUUCUCUUCGGGAAAUGGAAGUCAAGAAGACACAGAUGGUCAUCCCGGACGAAGGUACCAUUCGGGAAUAUUACGACCUUCGCACCCAACUCGACACCUUCGCCGAUGAUGUCCGUGCUGUCUUCACCCAUCCCGACCACUGUCGUCCCUACAUGAAGCCCGGCCGUCUCAUUCACAUCAAGCAUCAAGGCCGCGAUUUUGGAUGGGGUGUUGUGGUCAAAAUAUCGCAACGAAAGCCGGCCAGCAAUUCCAAGGAACCAAUUGAGCCUCAUAAGGAGUGGGUUGUUGAUGUUCUGUUGAACAUCGCUGCGGGUCAGUCAGUCGGCACAAAGUCUUCCCAGGACAUGCCCCCUGGUGUCCACCCCGCUCAGCCGGGGGAACCUAAUCGUCACGAAAUUGUUCCCGUUGUGCUUUCUUGCAUUCACAACAUUUCUUCCGCCUGCUUCAAGAUCCCUCACGACAUGAAGAAUACCGAUUCUAAAAACUCCGUCGGAAAAACUCUGGCCGAAGUCCAACGGCGCUUCCCCGAUGGUGUGCCUCCUCUGGAUCCUGUUGAGGACAUGGGGAUCAAAGAUGAUUCCUUCAAGAAGUUGUUACGAAAAAUUGAAGUGCUUGAGUCCCGCCUCUUGGGAAAUCCCCUCCACCACUCUCCUCGACUGCCAGAAUUAUACAAUCAGUAUGUGGUCAAGGUCAACCUGACGAAUGAGAUCAAGUCAGUCAAGAAGAAAAUCAGCGAGGCUAUGUCGAUCAUGCAACUCGACGAGUUGAAGUGCCGUAAACGUGUGCUUCGCCGCUUUGGCUUCAUCAAUGAGGCGGAAGUCGUUCAAAUGAAGGCUCGUGUUGCGUGUGAGAUUAGUACUGGCGAUGAGCUCAUGCUGGCCGAGUUGCUUUUCAACGGCUUCUUCAACAACCUCACUCCCGAGCAGGUGGCAGCCGUGAUUAGUGUGUUCGUAUUUGAGGAGAAAGUCAAGGAAGCCCCACCCUUGAGUAAGGACGAGCUUUCAAAGCCCCUGAAAGAGAUUCAGUCUCAAGCCCGCAUCAUCGCCAAGGUGUCUCAAGAGUCAAAAAUGGCUGUGAAUGAAGACGAGUAUGUCCAGAGCUUCCACUGGGAGCUGAUGGAAGUGGUGUACGCGUGGUCACAUGGAAAGUCUUUUGCGGAGAUUUGUAAAAUGACGGAAGUCUACGAAGGUAGCUUGAUCCGUGUCUUCCGUCGAUUGGAAGAAUGUCUGCGUCAAAUGGCGCAGGCCGCCAAGGUGAUGGGCAGCGAGGACUUGGAGAGCAAGUUCGAAGAGGCGCUGACCAAGGUCCGCCGUGACAUUGUGGCCGCUCAGUCCCUCUAUCUGUAG